Molecule: messenger RNA, 3342 nt
Organism: Cornus florida
Lineage: Eukaryota; Viridiplantae; Streptophyta; Magnoliopsida; Cornales; Cornaceae
Product: AMP deaminase
Exons: 19
Coding region: 258-2792 (844 amino acids)
Biological process (GO): IMP salvage; AMP metabolic process
Cellular component (GO): cytosol
Molecular function (GO): AMP deaminase activity
Source: RefSeq, a predicted model, not a curated record
AAAAAAGGUGGAGAGAGAAAGUAGUGAGAGAGAGGGACGAGAGGCCCCCAAAUGCAUAAAAUAGAAUAUGUACUCUUUCACUCACCUCCCUAUAAAUACUCCAGCUAGCCUCACCUCUUCCGAAUAAAAAGAGCUCUCUCAGUUCUCUGCAACUCUUCAGUAGUCUAACAGUGGUAUAUAGAUAUAUAUAUAUAUAUACUCCACAUAAAAUCUAUACAUAUUAUAUAGACCAGAUUAUAUUGUAGAGAGAGAAAGUCAUGGAUGCAUAUGCUGUUCAUCUAGCGAUGGCGGCUCUUUUCGGAGCAUCGUUCGUGGCUGUUUCCGCCUACUACAUGCAUCGCAAAACCCUAAAUCAGCUGCUGGAGUUCGCGAGGACUGUGGAGAGAGAGAGGGAUAGAGAGGACGCGGAGGAAGGCGAUUCGCCGCAGCAUUUGAAGAAGUAUGCAGAGAAGAGGCGAAACCACGGCCGCCGAAAGGGGAAUGGCUAUUACCGGCGUGCGUCGACGUCUUUGCCGGACGUCACGGCGAUUUCUGCUGCUGUCGACGGAGAUGGGAGGCCGAACGGUCCGGUUAAGGUCGAUGGGAUUCCGGCCGGGUUGCCAAGGCUGCACACACUUCCUGAAGGGAAAUCUGCCGGCCAUGCAAGUUCAACCAAAAGAUCUGGGAGUCUACUUAGACCAACUUCUCCCAAGUCUCCUGUUGCUAGCGCCAGUGCCUUCGAAAGUGUGGAAGGAUCAGAUGAGGAAGAUAAUACGACUGACAAUGCUAAACUUGAUUCUACAUAUCUUCAUACUAAUGGAAAUGUUAAAAUACCAGACCACGUUAACGCCAAUGGAGAGCAAAUGCCUAUAGUUGCAUCAAGUAUGAUUCGUUCUCAUAGUGUAUCUGGUGACCUGCAUGGAGUGCAGCCUGAUCCUGUAGCAGCUGAUAUUCUUAGGAAAGAGCCAGAGCAAGAAACUUUUGUACGACUUAAAAUUAGCCCAACUGAGGUACCAACACGUGAUGAAGAGGAGGCCUACAAAGUUCUGCAGGAUUGUCUUGAACUGCGAGAUAGUUAUGUAUUCAAGGAAGUUGUUGCUCCAUGGGAGAAAGAAGUAAUUUCUGAUCCUAGUACACCGAAGCCUAAUCCAAAUCCAUUUGAUUAUGCUCCUGAGGGAAAAAGCAACCAUUAUUUUCAGAUGGAAGAUGGAGUUGUUCAUGUUUAUGCAGAUAAAGAUUCAAAAGAGAAGCUUUUUCCAGUUGCUGAUGCCACGACAUUUUUCACCGAUCUCCAUUUCAUCCUUAAAGUAAUAGCGCUUGGGAAUAUGCGAACAAUAUGUCAUCAUAGGCUGGGUCUUUUGGAACAAAAAUUCAAUCUUCAUUUGAUGCUUAAUGCGGAUAGGGAAUUCCUAGCUCAGAAAAGUGCACCACAUCGUGACUUUUAUAAUGUCAGGAAAGUUGACACACAUGUUCAUCACUCAGCAUGCAUGAACCAGAAGCAUCUUUUGAGGUUUAUAAAGUCAAAGUUAAGGAAGGAGCCUGAUGAGGUUGUGAUAUUUCGAGAUGGAACAUAUCUGACCUUGAAAGAGGUUUUUGAGAGCUUGGAUUUGACUGGGUAUGACCUCAAUGUGGACCUUUUAGAUGUUCAUGCUGACAAGAGCACCUUCCAUCGUUUUGACAAAUUCAACCUGAAGUAUAAUCCCUGUGGUCAAAGUAGACUGAGGGAGAUUUUCUUAAAGCAAGAUAACCUUAUCCAGGGUCGUUUCCUUGCUGAGUUGACAAAGCAAGUGUUUUCAGAUCUUGCUGCUAGUAAAUAUCAGAUGGCUGAAUACAGGGUAUCGAUAUAUGGUAGAAAGCAAAGUGAAUGGGACCAGAUGGCAAGUUGGAUAGUGAAUAAUGACCUGUAUAGUGGGAAUGUUGUCUGGUUGAUUCAGCUUCCACGAUUGUACAAUGUGUACAAGGAAAUAGGAAUUGUUACAUCCUUUCAGAACAUGCUUGACAAUAUCUUUCUUCCGCUGUUCGAGGUUACUGUUGAUCCCGAUUCACAUCCUCAGUUGCAUGUUUUCUUGAAACAGGUGGUUGGUUUGGAUUUGGUGGACGAUGAAAGCAAACCUGAAAGGCGCCCCACGAAGCAUAUGCCCACACCAGCUCAGUGGACGAAUAUAUUUAAUCCCGCAUUCUCGUACUAUGUGUAUUACUGUUAUGCUAACCUUUACACCCUAAACAAGCUCCGCGAGUCAAAAGGCAUGACAACUAUCAAGUUCCGACCACAUUCUGGAGAGGCUGGUGACAUUGACCAUCUUGCUGCAACAUUCCUUACGUCUCAUAAUAUUGCACAUGGAAUUAAUUUGAGAAAAUCUCCCGUUCUUCAAUAUUUGUACUACCUGGCCCAGAUUGGUCUGGCUAUGUCUCCUCUGAGCAACAACUCCUUAUUUUUGGACUAUCAUCGUAACCCUUUCCCUAUGUUUUUCCUACGUGGCCUCAAUGUUUCCCUAUCUACUGACGAUCCAUUGCAAAUCCACUUAACGAAAGAACCUCUAGUGGAAGAAUACAGUAUAGCUGCUUCUGUUUGGAAAUUAAGUUCGUGUGACUUGUGUGAGAUUGCCCGUAAUUCAGUCUACCAGUCAGGUUUCUCACAUGCACUGAAGUCGCACUGGAUUGGGAAGGAGUACUACAGAAGAGGACCAGAUGGAAAUGAUAUUCACAAAACAAAUGUGCCUCAUAUCCGGCUGGAAUUCCGGGAGAUGAUCUGGAGAGAGGAGAUGCAACAGGUUUAUCUGGGAAAAGCCAAGUUUGCUAAAUUUGUGGAUUAGUUACGUGCGUGGAUUAUUAUGUAUUUUGUGGUCUUAAACAUUCAUUUGUUUCUGGAGGUAGCUAUCAGAGUUCUUAUGGCUCAUUUAUUCAGUUACUAAAGAAUUUCUGCGAAGAUGGAUUCAUCUGGACAAUGUUCGAUUUUUCAUCAGUUGCGGGGAGUGAAUGGCGCCUGUAUUUCCACUUGCUUAUCCACGGUGAGAAAUCAUACAACAUCCUAGUGUUCCAGCUGAGAAUUGGCUGAGCACAAGAUAGAACUAAAAGCGGUCAAAUGAGGUUCUGAGGAGACAAGUUUCUGAUGUACAUGAAAUUGUAAGAUUUGUAUCCCCCAGCAUCUUAGUAAGAGCUUCAGUUUAGAUUACAGCCUCUAGCAGCGAGAUCUGGUAUCCAAACAUAUAACUCUAAAUAACUUGAAUGUUUGUAGUGAAUCGAGUUUAGAUAUAGCUAUAUUUCAGUACUCAUAAAAUUUUCUGCUGUUGCAGUUGGUUUUGUAAUAUUUUAGACGACGCUUUACCCUUGGCGGGAGGAAAAAAAUUUGCUUUUUUGCUUCAA